Messenger RNA from Rotaria sp. Silwood1, 1737 nucleotides. The record is from the annotation of a GenBank genome assembly. NCBI's taxonomy places the organism in Eukaryota, Metazoa, Rotifera, Eurotatoria, Philodinida, Philodinidae.
AUGUCGAAAAAAUCAAAAAAAGGUAGGACAAUGGCAUUAACUGAUUUUCUUGCAUCAGAACCAAGACUUGUUACUGUACGAGAAAGUACAUGGGCAGCUAUUGUUGAUGAAGAAGAACAAAAAAAACCAAUAGUGGUUGAUAUGAGUGGUUUACCAACAGCACCACGUUCUGCUGUUGAUAUUGAUUAUAGUACUGUUCCAAAUAAUGCUCCAUUUGUUAUACAUGUUGCAAAUUUAUCAUUUGAAAUUGAUGAUGAAGGUCUAAGGCGAAUAUUUGCUGAUUUAAAACCAAAAGCAGCUCGUAUUAUGCGUGAUGGUACUCGUAGUCGUGGUAUUGGUUUAGUUGAAUUUGAAACACGUGAAAAUUUAAUUGAAGGAUUAAAACGUACAGAUAAAGAAAUAUAUGGAAGAAAAAUUCGUAUAAAUGUUUCUGAUAAAACUGAUUUUAAUCAAACUGAUAAUUAUCGAACAAAUUUUUUUCAUCGAACAAAUCGAAUUAUAGGUGAUGAACGACCAGAAAUGUCUGAUCGAUGGAAAAGAAUUGAAAGAAAAUCAAAUGAUUCAUUUGAUGAACGAUCAUCAAGUGGAUAUAAUCGUGAUAGAUCAAAUAGAAAUGAACAAGGACGAUCAAAUUUUACUGGUAAUUCACGUCAUAAUGGUCAACGUGGUAGUGAUUAUGGAUAUGGUUAUCCACGUACAAGAGAUGAUCGUACUAGUGGAAAUCGUGAUUAUGGUAUACGUCAUCGUUAUAAUGAUGAUGAAAAUCGACAGAAUAAUGAUACAGAUAGACCAAUACAUAAUGAAACACGGGAUAGACCCGAUCGAAAUACAUUGAAUGAUGAUAAUCGAGAACCACCAAGAGAACGUCCACGUCUUCAACUUCAACCACGUACAAAACCUCUCGAAGAAUUUAAACCAUUAUCUAAUUCAUCUUCAUCUGUGAAUAAUAUUGCUGGAACAUCAUCUAUAAUAAAUUCUGAAGAAUCUCCGUCUAUAAAUGAACAUAAUUCUAAUGAAUAUCUACAACAUGAAUCAAAUAAUACAUCAGAAGUUGGAUCAUCUAUUGAAAAAUCUACAAUUAAAUCAUUAGCUCCAUCACGUGGUGCUGGUUCAUCAAUAUUUGGUGGUGCAAAACCUGUAGAUACAGCUGCUAAAGAACUUGAAAUAGAAAGACGAUUACAAGAAUUACAAAUGGCUAAUACAGAAACUGGAAGAGAUCAUUAUGAUAAAGGAUCAUCAUCUAGACCAUCGUUUUAUCGUGGUAAACGUUUAUCAAAUAAUGAUGAUUUUCAUAAUCGUGAUCGACGUGAUGAUGGUCGAUCAAAUGUAGAUUAUCAUCAUAAACGAGAAUUCAGUGGUGGUCGUCGAUAUGAAGAUGAUAGUCGAAAACCUGAUCAUGAUGAUAAUUAUCGUCGUGACCGUGACCGAGAUCGUUAUAAUAAUUCAUCUCGGCGUAGUCAUGAUAGUGGACGAAGUGGAAGAUAUAAUCAUUCAGAUCGAGAUAAUGAUCGUAAUAAUUAUCGAAAUCGUGAAACAAAUGAAUCUGAUAGUCAUCGACGAUUAUCUGAUGAUAAUUUUGAUGUUGAACCACAAUCUAAAAAUCAACAACGUAGUAUGCCACGGCGGACAAUACAAACUGAAGAUACUUCGAAUAGACUUCAUUUAUCAAACAAAUUUGAUAUGCUUUAUAUUGAUGUUCCUGAUGAUAAUGCUCAAAGUCGAAUAAUUAAUUAUUAA